This is a messenger RNA of Xenopus laevis (African clawed frog), 4920 nucleotides long. RefSeq names its product semaphorin-5B (gene sema5b.L). The coding region runs from base 489 to 3758 and encodes 1089 amino acids. Gene Ontology annotation, cellular component: membrane; plasma membrane. The record is from RefSeq and is a predicted model, not a curated record. The transcript is spliced from 23 exons. Gene Ontology annotation, molecular function: semaphorin receptor binding; chemorepellent activity. NCBI's taxonomy places the organism in Eukaryota, Metazoa, Chordata, Amphibia, Anura, Pipidae. Gene Ontology annotation, biological process: neural crest cell migration; negative chemotaxis; axon guidance.
GAAGCGCAUUUGCCAGCUAGGCUUUUGUGCAGAUCUCCAGCACAAUACCCAUAUGCCAGGGAGGGGCGCAGGAGAGGCCGGUGCAGGAGGCUGGCACAUGGCACUGACAUCAGCUCCUCCCCCUCCUCUCCCUGCAGCUCCGCUCUGUGUUGCAGCCGCUUCUCCGUGCUGAGCUCACUGUCCGCUGCCUGCAGGAUCUGCUCUCUCCUCCCGGGACCCCUGAAAUCGGUUGUUCCCCUGGAACACUGGGAUCUGUACCGCUUCUCCCCGGACUCUGCUGCUGCCCCGAACUGGCUGCUCACCGCUCUCUUUUGGACUUGUGGGACCCCCAGAAGCUGCAUCACUCUCAUGCCCUGAGGACCCCCAUCUCCGGACCCAGUUCCCGUCGGCCACUGUGGGACUUGGCAGCCAAGAUGUCAGUGCGGUGAUGCUGAGUCGGUGCUGCUGCUGCAGAGCUUCCUUUGGAAGAUAGGACCUGUUGCUUCACCAUGUGGAUAACCAGGUGGAGGGCCCUGACGUGGUCACUACCAACACUUUCAAUAUUCAUGUUCCACCUUUCUGUGUCCCAAGUCCCCGUAGACAAUUCAGAGAAGGAUUACUGCUCGCGGAAAGAGCACCCCAUCCUUUCUUUUCAAGAACUCAAGCCCUGGUUGUCUAACUUCACAUACACUGACGUACGGGAUUUCUCUCAGCUAGCGCUGGAUCUCAACCGGAAUCAGCUCAUCGUAGGUGCCAGGAACUACCUCUUCAGGCUGAGCCUGUACAAUGUGUCUCUCGUCCAGGCAACAGAAUGGAGUUCAGAUGAAGACACCCAGAGAUCGUGUCAAAGCAAAGGCAAAACGGAGGAAGAGUGUCAAAACUAUGUGCGUGUCCUGAUAGUGAGCGGGAAGCGAGUGUUUACCUGCGGAACCAACGCCUUUUCUCCGGUGUGCACCAGCCGCCAGGUGGGGAACCUGAGCAAGGUGAUUGAGAAGAUAAAUGGAGUGGCACGCUGUCCGUACGACCCCCGGCACAACUCGACAGCGGUGAUGACAACACGGGGGGAGCUUUAUGCAGCCACGGUUAUUGAUUUCUCGGGUCGGGACCCUGUUAUCUACCGUAGCUUGGGAAGUGUCCCCCCACUGCGCACUGCACAGUACAACUCCAAAUGGCUGAAUGAGCCCAACUUUGUGGCCGCCUAUGAUAUUGGGAUUUUCACCUAUUUUUUUUUCCGCGAGAACGCAGUGGAGCAUGACUGUGGAAAGACUGUUUACUCCCGGGUAGCGAGGGUCUGUAAGAAUGACUAUGGGGGGCGAUUUCUGCUGGAGGACACCUGGACUACUUUCAUGAAGGCACGGUUGAACUGCUCCCGCCCUGGGGAGAUUCCUUUUUACUAUAAUGAACUGCAGAGCACCUUCCUUCUACCCGAGCAAGAUCUAAUCUACGGCGUGUUCACCACAAAUGUGAAUAGCAUAGCAGCCUCCGCAAUCUGUGCCUUCAACCUCAGUGCCAUCACUCAGGCUUUCAAUGGGCCUUUCCGGUACCAGGAAAACCCCAGAUCUGCUUGGCUGCCAACCAUUAACCCAAUACCCAACUUUCAGUGUGGCAUUCUGAACGAUGACAGCCCCAACGAGAACCUAACGGAGAGGAGCCUUCAGGAUGCCCAGCGUCUCUUCCUUAUGAAUGAUGUGGUACAGCCGGUGUCUGUGGAUCCACUGGUGACACAGGACAGUGUGAGAUUUUCCAAGUUGGUGGUGGAUAUUGUCCAGGGCAAAGACACCCUCUAUCAUGUCAUGUAUAUUGGCACAGAGCAUGGAACCAUUCUUAAGGCCCUCUCCACCGCCAACCGGAGCCUGCGCAGCUGCUACCUGGAGGAGAUGCACAUUCUGCCUGCUGGGCAACAGGAGCCAGUCCGAAGCCUUCAGAUCUUGCACAGCAACAGAUCCCUGUUUGUGGGGCUGAACAAUGGAGUCUUGAAGGUGCCACUGGAAAGGUGCUCUAUCUACAGGACAGAAGGGACCUGUCUAGGGGCCCGGGACCCAUACUGCGGCUGGGACAGUAAGAAAAAGCGCUGCACCACUUUGGAGGACAGUUCCAACAUGAGCCUUUGGGCCCAGAACAUCACAGAGUGUCCUAUCAGGAACCUGACUGUUCAUGGUGGACUGGGCAUGUGGUCAUCCUGGCUACCGUGCCAACACUCCGAUGGGGAUUCGUCAUGCUUGUGCCGUUCCAGAGUAUGUGACAACCCUCUGCCUCGCUGUGGGGGUAGGGACUGCGACGGGACACGGAUAGAGAUCGCCAACUGUUCAAGGAAUGGGGGAUGGACACCAUGGUCAACGUGGGCACAGUGCAGCACUUCCUGUGGCAUUGGUUUCCAAGUUCGGCAAAGAACAUGCAGCAACCCAGCCCCUCGCUUUGGAGGAAGAGUCUGCGUUGGGCAGAGUCGGGAAGAAAGGUUCUGCAAUGAGAACAUUCCAUGUCCAGUACCAAUAUUCUGGACUUCCUGGGGCUCUUGGACUAAAUGCAGCUCAGACUGUGGAGGAGGGACCCACUCAAGACAGCGAUCCUGCGAGAAUGGAAACACUUGCCCCGGUUGUGCCAUGGAAUUCAGAACAUGUAACUCCGAGCCCUGCCCUGAAGUGCGAAGAAAUACCCCAUGGACGCCAUGGAUGGCGGUCAACAUAACUCAGGGCGGAGCCCGUCAGGAACAGCGUUUCCGUUACACCUGCCGUGCUCAGCUCGCUGACCCCCACAACCUGCAAUUUGGAAGGAAAAAGACAGAGACACGGUUCUGCCCCAAUGAUGGAUCCACAGCCUGUGAGACUGACACAGUUCUGGUGGAUGAUUUGAUGCGGAACAGUAAUACUCCAGGCCGUAUGAUCAAUGGGGGUUGGAGUCCAUGGAGCAGUUGGUCUUCCUGCUCCCGGGAUUGUGAACUAGGAUUCCGCUCCAGGAAAAGAAUCUGCAACAACCCAGAACCUCGUAAUGGAGGCCUUUCCUGUAUGGGGUCAGCCAUGGAAUAUCAGGACUGCAACCCACAGCCCUGCCCAGUGAAAGGCUUGUGGUCCUGCUGGUCACCAUGGACUCAGUGCUCAGCCACGUGCGGAGGAGGCCAUUACCAACGGACUCGCACAUGCACCAACCCCCCACCAUCCAAUGGAGGAGACAUCUGUAUAGGCCUACACACUGAGGAGGCACUGUGCAAUACUUACCCCUGUGAAGGUGGCUGGGCAGAAUGGUCAGAAUGGAGCAUGUGUCAUGAGGAUGGGUCCCAGUAUCGGAAUCGAUAUUGUGAGAUACACAUCCCAGGGCCUUCCCAGUGUUUGGGGAACAGCACUCAAUUCCGUGAUUGCAUUUACAAUGAAAUCCCAGUCAUCCUGCCAGCUUCUAGCAUCAAUGAGAACACCGAAUGUGGAGGAUUCAGCUUGAUUCACCUGAUUGCUACCGGAGUCUCCUGUUUCUUUGGCUCCAGCCUCCUGACCUUUGUGAUCUACAUCUAUUGCCAACGGUGCCAGCGCCAGUCACAGGAAUCCACCGUCAUUCACCCAGCGACCCCCAACCACCUGCAUUACAAGGGCAACUCUACACCCAAAAAUGAGAAGUACACUCCUAUGGAGUUCAAGACACUCAAUAAGAACAAUUUGCUUCCAGACGACCGGACCAACUUCUACCCAUUGCAGCAGACCAAUGUAUACACCACAACAUACUACCCCAACACUUUGAGCAAAUACGACUUCAGACCAGACUCUUCUCCAGGCAGAACUUACACUAACAGCUGAGAUUUGACCCAGCACUGAACUGACAUCUGUACCUGAAGGAUUCCUUGCAACACUCCCCCUCUCACAAUUCAUAAAACUGUGGCCUAACUCAGCCCCUAAUGCUGAACGAGAUGGGUAGGAUCUCAGACCUGUUGAUUAUUCUCUGUGAAUUCGUGUACAUGUAGAACCUGAUGAGACCUGUGGGAUGAUGUUGUGGUGGCAUCUCCAGGGUCUAGACUGGGAUGGAGAAAUGAUUGUCCAAGUCCUCUGAUUACUUGAACACAACAUGUUGCCUGUGCAGAGUAACCAAGACACUGACUAUUUGUUUUUGGGUAAUUUUUCAUUUUUUGGGGGGAGGGGAGAAUGGGUUGGUUGGGCGAAGGGAACACUGGACAAGUUUAAGUAGGAUUGGAGACGGCCCAUUACACUGAAUGGCUUUGUUGCUUGCAUGAGCAUCUCAGGCUCACUCACCUUCAUGGCUCUUUGCCUUUUUACCAUUAUCACUUUCCCGAUGUCCAUGGAACUGUUGGUUAGAUUGCUGGAGGACUUGGACUCUAUUUUUAAUGAACUUGAGAGUCCCGUGGGCAGUUGCAUUAAAUGAAGCGGAUACCAUGCUCAGUUGGGCUUUACAGAACCAACCUUGUGAGCUACAGAAGGGCGAUGUUUGUGGGAUUGAUUAUGGGGGUGAUGACGAAGCCAGUCCAUGUGUUCUCUACUAUCACAUGGAUAUGGGUUCACCUACUCCUUUGCUGGCAAAGGGGACUAGCAACUAAUUGCUUAUCUCUGGGCCCCUCAUUAGGGACAAAGCCAAACCCUGGAAUCCACCAAGUGAGACACAGCAAUGCACAUCUCUCCCACCCCUUUGCUGGGCAGAAAUGUAGCAGUCUGAUAGGUGACAGGAGAAGGUGUGUCCUUGAUUCUAUCCACUGUAAGGGCUUCAUUUUUAUCGGAUUUGAACAACAUAGCCCUGUUGGGGAGGGCCUGCCCCUCGCAAGCUUGUGCCUAAUUGAACCCUACGGUUGGUUCCUCUCUGAUCCAGUAACUGAUGGCAGUUCAGAGAGAAACACUGGCUCUCGGGUCCCUGCGGAACAUUCUUUUGAUCUCUCAAUACAUUUUUUCAUUUUCACGUUUCCUAGAAUUAUGAAUGUUGGCUUUUUUUUUUUAGUAUUUUAGUAUUUUUUUA